CUCACUGCGUUCUCGGAGGCACUAUCCCCAAGCCAAUUUCCCCCUCGCGCAGGCGCGCAGCUUCUUCACACUCACCGAGAAACCGCUCACGCGCCCAUCGAUCGAGCAACUAGCAGCAAAGCAUGCAGCCGCCGUGCCUGGGCGCAUGCAGCGGCGGCGGCGGCCUCACCCUCCCCGUGCCCCGCCUCCGCGCCUUCUCCCCCCGCGCCGCGCCGCCUAGGGCUUCCGUCUCGAGCUCCGCCGGGGGCGGCAAGGCGUCGCCGAGGGGGAAGGAGAACGUCUGGAGCGUCGAUAACGACCGCGCCGCCAAGGAGGUGGCCCGGGCCCCGAAGCAGCGCCGCAGGAGGCACCCGGGCGGACGCCACCUGCCGCCGCCGCCGCCUCCGGGGAGGAGGAAGGGGAAGGAUGCGGGCUCGAGGGUUAUGGUGUCCGGCGCUAUGCUCGUGGAGGUCGAGACCGUGCUCCAAACUCAGGAACCUGUUAUAAAGCCUUCUUUGGAUACCUUUGCUAGUAGCUUAAGCGGUCAAUGGAAGGGUGUUGGAUCUGUCUUCUCGCCAAUCACAGCAGAGAUGGAGCCUGUUGGAGUUGGGAGCAAAGAGGAGUACCUUUAUGAUUGCUACACUCUUUCUCACAUUGAGAAGUCUUUUGAUAGUGUUCAUGGGUCAGAGAUCCGAAGGAAGACAAAUUGGGUUCAGAUCAAUCACUUCAGGGAAGCUGAGGAACUGAUUGCAGCAUAUGAUGGUGGGAGUCAGGACACUUCCAGUGGGAAGAGAACUGUUGAUUUGCCUGCAUAUGAGUCUUUUGAUCUUAAGAGGAGCGAUGUACUUGAUGAAGAAACUUUUGCUGUGGAGCCAGGAAUCGUAUUUUUUCAGGAUGGAUCAUACUCUAGAGGUCCAGUUGAUAUAGAAAUUGGCGAAUACGAUGAUUCAAAAUACUUCCUUUCACCAACAUAUAAGUUUGAGCAAUGUCUUGUUAAAGGUUGCCACAAGAGGUUGCGGAUUGUGCAUGCAAUUGAGUUUAAUGAAGGAGGAGCUAACAUACAAAUUGUAAGGGUUGCUGUGUAUGAAGAACAAUGGGUCAGCCCAACAAAUAUCCAUGUUGAAGACGAUACAACAAUUAACCUUAAACCUUUCUCUCAAAGAAACCGGACCAAACCAUCAGAACUGACAGGUUCCUGGAAAGUAUAUGAAGUUAGUGCAACACCAAUUUUCAGUGAUGAAAUGCAAGAACUAGAGGGUGGUGCUUUUUUUGUAUACUUAUGCAUGGAGACUGUGAAGAAGAGAACCAUGCCAGAGAGCUCAGUUUUCUUUGGGGAGGAGGAGCUGCUCGACAUGCAAGACGUCACUGUGCUUUGGUUACCCGGUGGUGUCACUGCCUAUGUUGAUAUCGACAAAGAUGGUGUGCUCUGUAUAGGGGUUGGGUGGUACUCAGAAGAAGGUAUCAAUCUGGUGAUGGAGAAAGACUACGGAACUGAUGGGAGGCUUAGAGAGGUUCGGUCGAAAACUGAAGUAAAGCGCAGGUAGAAUCAACCAGUUCCACAAUAACCCAAUCAAUCUCUUUACUUUUCUGUUUCGAUUAACCUUGUUUCUGAAUUGGAGUGUAGGUGUGAGUUACACCAAACCCGUGUGCCAGGUUUGAUGUACAUCAUAGAUCAGUUGUAAUUUUUUUCUUGCCUCUGUAGAACGUGGAUGUUUUGGCUUCAUCAGUCAGAAAAAUAAGCUAAAAACAAGAGGCUCAUUUAAGGUCGUGAGGCCUAUGCA
Phragmites australis (common reed) is the source of this 1760-nucleotide messenger RNA. RefSeq lists its product as uncharacterized. The record is from RefSeq and is a predicted model, not a curated record. The transcript has 5 exons. NCBI's taxonomy places the organism in Eukaryota, Viridiplantae, Streptophyta, Magnoliopsida, Poales, Poaceae. The coding region runs from base 123 to 1523 and encodes 466 amino acids.